Molecule: messenger RNA, 3666 nt
Organism: Cherax quadricarinatus
Lineage: Eukaryota; Metazoa; Arthropoda; Malacostraca; Decapoda; Parastacidae
Biological process (GO): transmembrane transport
Molecular function (GO): transmembrane transporter activity
Source: RefSeq, a predicted model, not a curated record
CUGGCACGUAGUGAGGAGCCAGACCUGUGUGUGGCUCUUACCUGGCACGUAGUGAGGAGCCAGACGUAAGACGGUGUGAGAAGAAAAUUUGCCAGUUUUAUACACGAGAACUGCGCAGCACUUACCGUACGAUAACUCGAGAACGCGUCUUCUCAUCGGAUUCAAACCUUCACCGCUAAUACAUCAUAUUUAGAGGGACGUUUGGAUUAAUUAAAAACUGGAAUAAAUGUGAACAAUGUGUGUCAAGGUGACGUCAGCGCCAGUCUUUGAAAGAUAAGAAAAAAUUUCUUAAUUUAUUAAGAAGAGCGGAUCUGCAUAUUUACCAGUAAAGAAGACUGAACACACGAGGACAACGAAGUGUGUAGUGAGAACCGGACGUCAGUUUGUGACCUCUGAAAGAACCUUCAUACAAGAUUCAUACUUGCUGACAGGGUGAGACCACACAACCUGAAGACCACCGUAGACAGGGCUAGACAACCUCUCGACAGGGAAGCAACGUAGACAGGGACUCAGGGAGGGCACCAGAGGACAGUCUAACAUGGGGCUCAGUUUGCCGAAGUCAUGUUACACCCUGUCUAGCACAACACAGCAUCUUCAUGGCCACCACAACCUUCACUGUUAGAACAACAGUGCGUGAGGCACAUCAUGUGACCCUCGUAGUUUGAGCAACACCAUGAGGAAGUUUACUGAUGAAGCAGGUUGGCUGCGAGUGUGUGUGUGCUGUGCAGCCUUGCUGCUGCAUCAUGGCUUGAGGGAUGCACUCAUCACUGCCUUACCUGCAGUUGCUGCAGCGUCUCCCUCACCGGACGUUACCACCACCACCACCACCACCACCACCACCACCACCACCUAUUCCUCCAUCACAUCUCCCACUAAUUUGCCCUCCCAGUCCUUUGUAUAUGAAGCAGCUUCAACCAGUGUUUACUCUCCAGUCUCGACGAACUCAGAAUUAAAUAGCAAUUUAGAGCUGCCAGACAAAGUGUCACUGUAUAUAAAACCAAACCUUAAUUCAUUUCCCAAAGAGUCUGGAGACUCCUCACAGGAAAUAUUAAAUAUUCCCCGACGAGAUAAACGCACCACUUCAGUGCUCCAGGAAGAUGGUGAGAGUGGCUGGAGGAUGGACGAUAAAGUUAAUGUAAUGUUUGUACCACUCUUAGUGGCAGGUGGUGUCCCCCAGCACCCAGGCCAGGACAGCCUGCAACACUCCGGCCAGGACAGCCUGCAACACUCCGGCCAGGACAGCCUGCAACACUCCAGCCAGGACAGCCUGCAACACUCCGGCCAGGACAGCCUGCAACACCCAGGCCAGGACAGCCUGGAACACCCCGGCCAGGACAGCCUGGAACACCCCGGCCAGGGUAGCCUGCCGCUGCACAACUCCAGCGCCACACUUGCAGAGUUCUACUCAAAAGCUGCACACGGUGAACUUUGGCUGAAGUAUUCCAUCCCUGACGACGUUUCAGAAGACAGUGUGAAUAUUCUCAUCCUCUUACUGGCUGGAAGCACUUCAGACAACCUCACAGUCCUGAAGGAGGAGUGGUCGCUGGUGGUAGAGGGAACUGUGUUGAGUAGCGUGUACUGGACCGGCCUCAUCACUGCUCUCAUACCUCACAAACUGCUGCACAAAAUUGAUGCUGUUGUAGUGCUGGCUGCCUCUGUGGGUGUGGCUGGAGUGGUGGGUCUACUGACCCACGCUGCCUCCCUGGGUGGACCGUGGUUGCUACUAGCCUCAAGACUCGUCCUGGGAGUUGGUCAGGGAGUGAUGUACCCGACGGUAGCCAGGGUGUUGGAAGAGCUGCCACGCAAGACCAGACCUUGGGCUGCUCUCGUCGUGUUUACAGGGCCGUACCUGGGAACUGCACUGGGUGGCGGACUGGGGUCACUGCCACAAUGGUAUAUUUGCAGCUACCUGGUGGGCAGUCUGGCUCUUCCUCUCGCCCUCCUCUGCCUCACGCUGCCUCGCCUUCACCACCGUGCACCUCGCGAGAGUGUGUGUUGGGGUCAGGUGUUGCGGAGCCAGGCACUGUGGUCAUUGGCUGGGGUACACCUGGCCUACACCUGGAUGCUGCACACCCUUCUCGUGGGAGUACCCUUCUGUCUCACCUACAUCAUAGGCAGUCCCACACAGCGAGGCUUGUGGAUGCUGGUGGCUCCCGUGAUGGCUGUCAUGCUGAGUAUUGUCUUGUGUCGAGGCUUCCACCUCUUGCUGGGAGAAGGUCGCACCUCAGCUCUUAAUCGUCGUCGCUUUCCCGUGGUCACUGGGUUCGUGAUAGUGUUGGUGUGCGUAGUGGUGCUGGCCACGGUGGGUCUGGACACUACCCUGGCCCUCGUGUGCAGUGCCACCAGUGCCGGCCUGGGUCUGGGCACCACCAGAGUGGGCUACACACUCAACAUGGAUGAUGUGGCACCAGGAGACGCCAGCAACAUCAACCAAGUCUUCGAUGUGGUUGGCAUAGCAACAGCUGCUGUCAGCCCUCUGGUGCUGACAGCCCUAGCUCAGAGUGGCGCUAGAGGCUGGGUGGGAGUGUGGUUAGUGCCACUGGUGGCACUGGUGCCAGCUGCUGUCCUCUACCUCUUCCUCCUCACCACCAAUCCACUACCCUGGCACAAACCAGUUUGUGUGGUUGAUGGUACUAACGGAGCAGCGGUGGUGGAUGGUGUGUAUCCUUCACAACAUCACUUGAGACAAUCAGUGCGCAGUAAACAGAGCUUCAAGAGUGCUCUGUCUACCCACACCUUCAAGACAGCGAGGUCCCGGGCUCGCACUGUGUCCUGCCAGACCAUUAAUGAUGACCUGGAGGCUGACAUGCACAGUGUGGAGGGGUCGAAUGUGGAGUGUCAUAGCGUGGAGGAGGCUGACCCGCAGUGCUACAGUGUUGCUUCGAGCAGCACCUUCAAGAGUGAUGAAGACAUGCAGAGUGCGAUAGAUGGUGUUGCAUCUGUCACGGAACAGCAAGGUCAACAGUUCGGAUAUAUGCUGUCGAAUGGUGUCACUACUGACAAGACAGCAGCAUGGCUUAGUUCCCACCAUGACCUGGCUACCAUGAGUGACAGCCAGCGUAUACAACCACCGGCCACCAAGAAGGAAAUUCACGCUAACAACUCCGUUUACGGCCUCUUCUGGUGAGAGUGAUGAACUUGGCCGGUAAAAGAAACAAGUGUUCAGGCGAAGGUGUGUUCAUUAUAGACACAAACGCAGCAUAUUCAAUGUUCAGUGUGGAGGUGAACACACUGUAAGAAAUAAUUAUUAAAAAAAAGUUUAUAUUACAACCCUUGGGAAAGUGACUUAAUUGUGAGGGCUGAAAGACACUUCCUGUCUGGAAAACAAUAACUGUGAUUUGUGUUCAGCCAAAACUGUCACACUUGAAGCACUGGAGAACUUACCAUUUUGACAUCCAUGUGAAGGACCUUCACUCGGCUCGUCUGCCUUGUACACAGUUGGAAGGUCUGGCGUAACAUUUGUAGCAAGUUGAUACUGAAGAAGAGCUUAGUUGAUGACAGUGACUGUCCACCCAGAACCAGCAGUGAAAUAACUAACUCAUGUUUUAAGAAUAACAAAUUCAAUUUUAUUUAGACAGAAUUUUAUCCUUGCUGACAAGUCAGUGAAGAAUAAAUGUUUUUAAUGUUGAGAGGAUUACUCCGAACAAAUUAUAUAUAUAUAUAUAU